Molecule: messenger RNA, 1796 nt
Organism: Spinacia oleracea (spinach)
Lineage: Eukaryota; Viridiplantae; Streptophyta; Magnoliopsida; Caryophyllales; Amaranthaceae
Exons: 4
Coding region: 104-1549 (481 amino acids)
Source: RefSeq, a predicted model, not a curated record
AACAGAACAAUCCCGCCUUUCUGCCACUAGCAUUGAAAAACUCAGACAAAUACUUUAGCACCGUUGGAAGUUCUCGAACAUUCCACACCGGGGAGAGACUACCAUGGCGAAAAACGACAGCGACAACAAAUUCAAGUCGGCAAGGAGAAAACCAUUACGAGAUGUUUCAAACGGCGGGGUCAAAUCAUUAAAAUCGUCUAAGAAAAAGACGAGGUUGAAGAUGUCGGAGGAACUUUCUCAUCCGCAAAUUCAACAAACAAACAAUGCUGACCCACUUGAUCGGUUGCUUUUAGUUCAUUCUGAUAUAUCUUCUCUCCUUCGUCAGAUUGAUGAACUUGUUUUCCAAGCAGUGAAAGUGGAUACAACUGACAAAGAGAGGAUUACAGAAAUCAAAUCCUUCACCGCGGUGUUGUCUGAAAUUCAUUCCUCUCUGAAGCCAUGGGUUCCCAGGCUUCAAAAGGCAAUUGAUGGCUCUCGUUGUGACUCAGAGAUUCAAUUCAGUGACACUUGUGUUGGAGAUCCUGUUGUUCCUGCUCAACGUGAUAUACACACAAUUGAUACUCCCGAGGCCUCUAAGUAUGAGUCACUGGUCUCUCCUUCUCCACUAGUAUCUUGGCGUGCUGCUGGCUGUGUGGAAGAAAGAGGUAAACAACUGUUUUAUCUUACUCCUCUGCCGAGGCACAAAACAACAACUUCCAAAGCUCAUGCUUCAACCAAGCUAACCGUUUGUGAAGAAGAGGUCCCCUCGAGCAGAAAUGGUUUGUUUUCCUCACCUUGUAAUAAUGAAAAAAUUAAUGAUGACAAGGUCUAUGUUUCUGAAAAUAUAGAGAGCAUUUCAGAUAUGCAAUUUGUGUCUGUGGUUGGUGAUAUUUCCUCAAAUUUGAGUACCCCAUAUGUUUUUCAUGAGCCUGUGACAGAGCUUUCCUACAGAAGGAUUGGUAAAUCGCAUAAAUGGACACCAUAUCCAACUGGAAACACAAAUUUGUGUGAUUCAGCAGAUUCUGAGAGCUCUAGUGGUGACGUUGAAGAGAAGUUGAACUUGAAGUUUUCUGAACUGAUUGGAAUAAAACCCUCGUGCAUGUCAAAUUAUGUGAGCAGAGCAGUAGAAGCUUCACCAGCAUGGAAAACGUCACCACCUAAAUGUUGUACAUUGCUGGAACCACUUGAUGAAAAGCACCCAAAAGAUUAUGCUAGUUCCUUGGAUCAGAAACUGUUCCUUGCUCCAAAGGGAAGCAGGACUGAUAAUUAUAACCUAGAUGAAGAAAACAAGAUAUUUUGUAUGCAAGGGAACGAAAAGAACAUGUUUGUAAAGGUAGAAAGCACUCCUUUGUGGAAGGGAGGGUCAGCAAGCACAAUUCAUAGAGGAAAGAGGCCAGGUGAAAACACUUUGAAGAGGGAGUUGUGGACCAAGUUUGAAGCUGCAUCAAUAAAUGAGUGUCAUCGAAAUUUCCCAGUAUCUAAUGAUAUUUCUAAUAAGAGAUUUCUGGAGAGGUUGGAGGAGGCAUCCUGUGACGAGUCUAAUGAGGAUGCUGAAUUGCUCAUCCAUUAGGUGCACCAACAAAUAAGCAUAUCGACUAAAUCAAAGGACUUUUGGAUUUGUAAAUGGUGGUUUUUGCUAUUGUAAUCCAAGUUCUUAAGCCACCUAAACUCUAUUUUUCAUAUCUUAUUCUUAUCUCUUUAACUAUUUCUUCUGUUUCUAAGUUUAUUGAGGUCUAGAUCAAUAGAUUUUCAUGGAACACUGGAAGUCACUUUUCACUUUGUCUAUCAAAGAAGUUACUCAGCAUAGUUGCACUGAA